AUGAUGCUGAUGAUGCGCCCGCGAUGGUGGAUUUCCCUUUUGUGCGUCUGUGGAUUGAUGCACGUCGGUCAUCAGAGCAGCCCUAAUGCCCAAAAAGGAGACGCCUUGUCGAGCUUGAAGGCUCUUCGUGAUGCAGCCAGGUUUGUCGGGAAGGAGGACACGGUGCCUCUCCGCCUGCUCUACAGUCGGCACAACCACAGCCAGAUCACAGAGGAUGAGCUCAGCACCAGAGUCAAAGCCAGCUCGGGCUCCACACAGGUGAACCAUGUGGCCCAAGCAAGCUUUCAAGUCGACGCUUUUGGCAAGAAAUUCCUCUUGGAUGUGGAACUGAACCAUGAUCUGCUGUCAUCAGGGUACGUGGAGAGGCAUUUGUCAGAGAAAGGGAAGACUGUCGUCACCAGCGGAGGAGAGCACUGCUACUAUCAGGGGAAGGUCAGAGACAUCCCUCACUCCUUUGUGGCUGUCUCAACCUGCCACGGAUUGUAUGGGAUGUUUUUUGAUGGCAAUCACACCUACAUGAUUGAACCUGGAGGACAGGGCAACAGCAAUGGAGAUGUCCGCAUUCACAUGAUAUAUAAAUCUGCAAGGCAUGAUGGAUUUAAUGAUCUCCUCAAUGGUGAUUUUCCAGAGCCUCCUUUUCCCAGUCCUCCAUUUCCCGGGUCAAGAGUUGUUCACAGGAGAAAAAAGAGACAGGCUCCACAUGUGUCACACAAUGAGACCAAAUACAUUGAGUUGAUGGUGAUCAAUGACCAUUUAAUGUACAAGAAGCAUCGGCUUUCCGUUGGACACACAAAUAACUAUGCGAAGUCAGUGGUCAAUAUGGCUGACAUGAUUUUCAAGGAGCAGCUUAAUACCCGGAUUGUGCUGGUUGCCAUGGAGACAUGGUCAGCUGACAACAAGUUCAAUAUUGAUGACGACCCCAUGGUGACGCUGAGGGAGUUCAUGAAGUAUCGAAAAGACUUCAUCAAGGAGAAAUGCGAUUCUGUUCACCUCUUCUCAGGGAAUCGUUUCCAUAGCAGCUGGGGAGGAGCUUCCUAUAUGGGAGGAGUUUGCUCCCUGACUAAAGGGGGAGGAGUCAAUGAGUACGGGAAAACAGAUGAGAUGGCCAUAACCCUCGCUCAGUCUCUCGGACAGAACAUUGGCAUCUUCUCUGACAAGAAGAGGAUCCUCAAUGGCGAGUGCAAGUGUGAAGAUCGUUGGUCGGGCUGUAUCAUGGAUGAUGUUGGUUUCUACCUGCCCAAGAGGUUCUCCGACUGCAACGUGGAGGAGUUCCACAACUUUCUAAACAGCGGUGGAGGAGCCUGUUUGUUCAACAAACCUCAAAAGCUUUUGGACCCUCCGGUGUGUGGAAAUGGCUUCAUGGAGCCAGGAGAGGAGUGUGACUGUGGCAGCCCAGCGGAGUGUGCCAGAGAGGGGGAGGCCUGCUGCAGCCAGUGCACCCUGACCCAAGGCUCCAAGUGCAGCAACGGACUCUGCUGCAACACAUGCCAGAUGGAGUUCAUGGGAGUCGUGUGCAGAGAUUCAGUGAACGACUGCGACAUCCCUGAAAACUGCACAGGCAAUUCCAGCCAGUGUCCAACAAAUGUGCACAAGAUGGAUGGCUAUACUUGUGAAAAGGACCAGGGCCGCUGCUUCAAUGGAAGGUGCAAAACCAAAGACAGACAGUGCAAGUACAUUUGGGGAGAGAAGGCAACAGCGGCUGACAAGUUCUGUUAUGAGAAAUUAAAUAUUGAAGGUACAGAGAAAGGCAACUGUGGGAAGGACAAGGACACCUGGACCCAGUGUAACAAACAGGAUGUUCAUUGCGGGUACCUGCUCUGCUCCAACAUCUCACCUGCCCCGCGACUGGGAGAGCUGCAUGGAGGGCUGACCUCUUUCUCAGUAGCCCGGCACAGUGCUUCUCUGGACUGCAGCGGUGCUCACGUGCUGAUCGAUGGAGACACUGACCUGGGAUACGUCGAGGAUGGGACCGCCUGCGGGUCCGACAGCAUUUGUUUUAAUCACAAAUGUCUCCCCAUCCAAACGUUCAACUUCAGCACCUGUCCCGGGACCACUGACAAGACCAUCUGUUCUGGACACGGGGUGUGCAGUAGUGAGCUGAAGUGUGUGUGUUACCUGGGAUGGGCAGGAGAAGACUGUAACUCCACGUCUCCCCUCAGUUAUCUUGUGGUCGGACCCACUGCUUCAGUCUCAGGGAUCAGCAGUACCAACAUCAUCAUCGGGGCCAUCACAGGCUCCAUCCUCGUCCUCGCCCUUGUACUCGCGGUUACAGCCUGGUGUUACAAGAGCUACAAGCAGAGAUGCUAUGUUGAGUCUGAAGUUCAUCGAAGAUUCUGCCGGCAAAUGCCCCCAGGUGACUAUGUAACGAAGCCUGGGGACGCAGAUUCCUUUUACAGUGACAUGCCUCCAGGUGUCAGUACAAACUCUGGCUGCAGCUCCAAGAAGAGGUCAGCCUGCCUGUCGCAUCUACAGAUUUGCACCCUGUCCUUCACCCCCUCCUUCGCAUCCAUUUCUCAGAACAUCUCACUGUUUGGCUUCAGAUCUAAUGGACUUUCCCACUCGUGGAGCGAGAGAAUCCCAGACGCCAAACAAAUCUCUGACAUCUGUGAAAAUGGGCGACCAAGGAGCAACUCAUGGCAAGGAAAUCUGAGCGGUAAUCGUAAGAAACUGAAAGGAAAGAAGUUCCGUGCUCGCUCAAACUCCACAGAGACGCUAUCCCCUGCCAAGUCUCCCACUUCCUCCACAGGAUCUAUUGCAUCCAGCAGGAGAUACCCGUACCCCAUGCCCCCUCUCCCCGAUGACCAGAGGAAAGCCAACAGGCAGAGCGCCAGGCUGUGGGAGACUUCAAUAUAA
Molecule: messenger RNA, 2853 nt
Organism: Cyclopterus lumpus (lumpfish)
Lineage: Eukaryota; Metazoa; Chordata; Actinopteri; Perciformes; Cyclopteridae
Gene: adam22
Product: ADAM metallopeptidase domain 22
Exons: 31
Coding region: 1-2853 (950 amino acids)
Biological process (GO): proteolysis
Cellular component (GO): postsynaptic density membrane
Molecular function (GO): metalloendopeptidase activity
Source: RefSeq, a predicted model, not a curated record